AGUGGAGGCAGGAGGGCGAGUGAGUGGAGUGAGUGGAGUGAGUGAGUGGGGGGAGCCCUUGGUGCAGAGCGACCUGCGGGCGCCCGGAGCGGGUGGCUCUGGGCGCCUUCAUCUCCACCUGCCAGGUCUUCAGCAUGUGGUGACCCUCUUCUGGCCCAACAGCCAUGGACCCCAGCAGCCUCUCUCCAGUGCAGCUUUGGUGCCCGAGGCCCUUUGGUACCUAUUCUCAGAAUCAGCCCCGCUCAGCCGCCCCCUCAGCCCGCAAGCCCCCACCUCCCCCUGCCUGUCCGGAGCCUGGGAGUGGUAGCAGCAUCGGCUCUGGCGAUGGGCUUGCCCGAUCAGAGAACACGCCUCCUGCUCCAGCAGCCCCCGCAGCUCCUCUGCUUUCCACAGCCCCAGGUGAGGAGGGCCGGGUCCUGCUGGAUACCUGGUAUGUCAUCAAGCCAGGCAACACCAAGGAGAAGGUGGCUUUUUUUGUGGCCCACCAGUGCGGUGGUGGUGCCAGCCGGGCCAGUGCCGGGAAGGUCAAGGGGCACUGGGGCAGUGACAGUUCCAAGGCCAAGCGGAGGCGCCGCUGCCUUGACUCCACCAAGCCCCGCCCCAGCCCUGGGAAGCCACCUGAUGUCGGGGGAGAAGAGGACCAGCAGCUGCCUGCUCCUGCCGAGACUGCUGCCGGUGCCCCCGAGGACGUGGACCUGCUCUCUGUGGCCGAGAUGGUGGCCCUGGUGGAGCAGAGGGCUGCCCUGGCCCUUCAGAGCUACCCCCGCUCGGGGGCCCCGACCCCUGUUGUGUUUGUGUCAGCCGCCGAGCAGGCGGCCCAGGGUUCCGGUGGGGAGCGGCGGCCCGGCAGCGACUGCAGCCGCGUGGCCGAGGCCGUGGCCCACUUUGAGGCCCGGCGAGAUGGGCCGCGCAAGGAGGAGGUGCGUGCGGGGGACACGGGACGCAGUGGAGGGUCUGGCGAGGUGCGCAUUGCCUUUCGAAUCUCCAGCGGGCGUGAGCCCCGCUCCCCCGAAGGCGGCCAGCCAGGGGCCGGCUGCAGCAACCGGCCGGGGUGCACCUACGCCGGAGGGCCGGGCCCCAGCAGCCGGGCCCAGGACAAGAUCACCUGUGACUUGUACCAGCUCAUUAGCCCGUCCCGGGACGCCCUGCCCAGCAACGUGGACUUCCUGCUUGCCCGGGCAGACGAGGCUGGCGAUGGGGAGGCCGCAGGAGCCACCCGCCCCGAGGGGCCUCCCGAAAGAGCUACUGGGGAUAAGCCGCCAGCCCCGCCCCCGCCCCCAGCGGGGAACCGAGAGUGCGGGGGAGCAGGCGCUGCCGGCUUUCACGUGGACGUGGUCGUUACUGGCGUGGUGGACGAGUGCGUCUUCUUUGGUAAGGACGGUGCAAAGACUGUGAAAGAGGAGACGGUUUGCCUGACGGUCAGCCCUGAGGAGCCGCCGCCCCCAGGGCAGCUCUUCCUGCUGCCAGCCAGAGGGGAGCCUUCUCCCGAGGCUCCCACCACCCCCGAAGCCCCAGCUGCCCCCACUCCCGAGGGCAGCGAGCCUGAGGCAGCCAGUGCUGCCUCUGAUGCUUCCCUGUGCCGUCUCUACCACCACGUCUCCCAUGACUUCUUGGAGAUCCGCUUCAAGAUCCAGCGCCUGCUGGAGCCUCGCCAGUACAUGCUGCUGCUGCCUGACCACGUCCUGGUGAAGAUAUUCGGCUACCUGCCCACCCGCGCCCUGGCUGCCCUCAAGUGCACCUGCCACUACUUCAAAUGCGUCAUCGAGACCUUCGGUGUCCAGGCCACAGACUCCCGCUGGAGCCGCCACCCGCUGUACCGCGACGACCCGUGCAAGCAGUGCCGCAAGUGCUACGAGAAGGGGGACGUGUCGCUGUGCCGCUGGCACCCCAAGCCCUACCACCACGACCUGCCCUAUGGCCGCUCCUACUGGAUGUGCUGCCGCCGGCCGGACAAGGACACGCCGGGCUGCAGGCUGGGCCUGCACGAUAACAACUGGGUGCUUCCGUGCCACACGCUGGCGGGCUCACGGCCUGGCCGUGAGGAUGCCAGGUGAAGGGGGGGGAGGGGGAGGGAGUGCCCACCCCCCCCCUCCCAGCCCCUCCCCACUUUGCUUCUCGGCUUGCCCUUCCUGGGAAUAAAACAAACCGAUUGGUAGCCAAUCAAACAGGGAAUUGAAGAGCCUACCUGAGACACCCCCCCUUUGAUUGGCUCUUUGUCACUUAAGCCCCACCUCCAUAAACAUACAGACUUUCUCCUCUCCCUAAGGUGUUUUUGGGCCUGGGGCUGGAGAAGGGCAUCUCAGAAUAGUGUGUUGUCUUCAUCUCAGCCCCCUCUACCCUCUCCUUCUCUGAUCUGGCCUCAGCAGAUGGGGAUGAUGCUGGGGUGUGAGCCCGGGGACCUGUCCCCUUUCAUUCUCUCCCCGCAAGGGCCCUACCAGCAGAGAGUAGACAGGCCUUGUCUAUACCCCAGCAUCCCCAUCUGUCCCAUCUCCAAUCCUCACCGUCAUUUCUCCAGGCCUUUUGAUCUCGAUUCUCCUGUCCCCCCUCGCCUAGAUUGCUUGUUACCUUCACGGACCCUCAUGUUCACUCUCCUAGGCAAUCCAGACCUUUAGUUCCUUCUCUCUCCCCACCCCCCCUUAAUGUUUCUCUCCAGUCUCUGGAAGAAACAUUAACAGCAUCUUCUCCCAAAUCUGUCUCAUCCAUAAUCUUUCCCCUGCCUCUUCUUGGGGUAGGGACAAAGGAAAACAUUUCUUUUUGAAAAAUUUGAAUCCAUUUACUCCUCACCCCACAAUUUAAAGCAACCCCCAAUCCCAAAGCUGUGAAUCCUUUCUGAGAAUGGUGGGAACCUGGGUUGGAAUUUCUGGGUUUCCCACUUCAACUCAGAGCAAACUCUGGGGGGCUCUGGGCCUCUCUUAGCCAGGCUGGGCUUGCUUCCACUUGGCUCCCAGAAAAAAGGCAGACUCCUGGGUUUCUUGGGGAAGCUGGGAAUCCAAUCUGGGACAGUCUAAUUUUUUUUGUUUAUUUGUUUCGUGGUGGUUUUUUUUUUUGUUUGUUUGUUUUUACAUCUUUGUGGUUCUGAAUGCUUCUCAUGUGUGGCAGUCUGGCCGGUUUGGGAAUCGGUCCUUUCUAUAAAGCAACUAUUUAUAUGCCUGG
Molecule: messenger RNA, 3153 nt
Organism: Trichosurus vulpecula (common brushtail)
Lineage: Eukaryota; Metazoa; Chordata; Mammalia; Diprotodontia; Phalangeridae
Gene: FBXO46
Product: F-box protein 46
Exons: 2
Coding region: 165-2054 (629 amino acids)
Molecular function (GO): protein binding
Source: RefSeq, a predicted model, not a curated record